Symbiodinium pilosum is the source of this 231-nucleotide messenger RNA. The record is from the annotation of a GenBank genome assembly. NCBI's taxonomy places the organism in Eukaryota, Dinophyceae, Suessiales, Symbiodiniaceae.
AUGGCCUAUGACGCGCUGGUCAGAAGCAUGAUUGCUGGUGGGAUACCGAAAAUCCUCAUCCUGAUCUGGAACAGCGAGUGCCCGCUGACACCGCGUUAUGAUUGCUUAGAUUUGUUUUCGGGCAAAGGCAGUGUCAAGGAAGCUCUGGUUGCUGCUGGCUUUGUCGUGGCAUCCCACGACAUAGAACUGAGUCCGACAAUGGACGUUACAUCGGCAGCUGGCAUGGCGUAG